Messenger RNA from Lachancea thermotolerans CBS 6340, 1410 nucleotides. RefSeq names its product KLTH0C11924p. The record is from RefSeq and is a predicted model, not a curated record. The transcript has a single exon. Bases 1 to 1410 code for a protein of 469 amino acids. NCBI's taxonomy places the organism in Eukaryota, Fungi, Ascomycota, Saccharomycetes, Saccharomycetales, Saccharomycetaceae. Gene Ontology annotation, biological process: flocculation.
AUGGCAUCGGAACCACAAGUACUUUGUAUUACAAUGCACACCCCGACUUCCACAUAUUCAACAGCUUCGACAGCUUUUAGUAUCUGGACUGGUUCCGAAACUUCGACUUACUCUACUGCCGUGAGUACUUUCACUGGAUCUGAUGGCUCAACAACUACCGAGACUGUGUACUACGUGGAGGCCCCAACUGUGGCCACCACUGUUUUCACUCCCGGCACUUGCUCUGAGACCUCGACCUACUCGGUUGGCAGAACCGCUGUCACUGGAUCUGAUGGCCAGCCCACCACCGAGACUAUGCACUAUAUCGAGACCCCAGCCGCUGUGACAACCGCGUACACCGCUGGUUAUGUAACUGCUGCAACCAUGUAUUCUACUGGUGCCACUACCUUUCCCGGUUCUGACGUUAAGCCAACCAUCCAGACCGCCUACUACGUCGAGACCCCUUCGAGUGGGUCUCAAGUGUACACUCAAUGGACCAGCAGCUUCGCCUCCACGUACUCCACAGAGUUUGCUGCCGUGGUAGUGGAUAGUGUUGCCACGACCAAGACAAUUUGCCACGUCGAGACUCCAUCGAGUGGCUCUGACGUGUACACCCCAUGGACCGGCAGUUUCAGCUCUACUUACUCGACUGACUUGAGCACCUUCACUGGAUCUGGCGGCCAGCCAACCACCAACACGAUUUAUUACGUCGAGGCGCCAUCGAGUGGCUCUGACGUAUACACACCAUGGAGCGGGUCAUUUACUAGUACGUUCUCGACCGAGUUCAGCACACAUACUAGUUCUGAUGGAAGACCAAUAAUUGACACUAUCUAUCGUGUCGAGACACUAAUAUUGGCGUCCUCAGUGCUUGCAAGAUGGACAGACAAGUUCACUAGCUCAUAUUCGACUAAGUAUGCGACUUUCACUGGUUCAGAUGGUCUUGCAUCUACUCAGACAGCGUAUUACAUCGAGACCCCUGUGUCUGCUUAUAACGGCAACUCUACCAGCUACACAAACUCUCCAGAAAGCACUUCGACCUCAAUGACAUCUUCUGGUCCUCCAGCGACCACAACAUCUAACGCGGCCACUACUCAUGAUCUUCCAACUUCUUCCCAGUUAAGUCCCGGGUCUAUCUCAAUCUCCAGCACCGCAACUGGCGCUGGUUUUGGCUCUAGUUCAGUUUCUAACGCCGGCUUUGGCUCAAGUUGUAACUCUGGCUCAGGUUCCAACUCUGGCUCAGGCUCAGGCUCUAGUUCUAGGCUCUCUCAAACAACAACGAUUACACCAAAGACGCAGUCCUCCAGCUCUGUAUACUCUACUUCUUCAAGCGAGACUGGAUCGACAGCUUCACCUUAUGUCUCUACCUAUGAGGGUGCUGCCAGCAGGAUUGGUUUCAGCCUCUUAUUUGUUCUGCCUUUAGCUUUUGUUUAG